Messenger RNA from Cyprinodon variegatus (sheepshead minnow), 3832 nucleotides. It is a transcript of the gene kbtbd2, whose product is annotated as kelch repeat and BTB (POZ) domain containing 2. Gene Ontology annotation, molecular function: protein binding. The coding region runs from base 529 to 2424 and encodes 631 amino acids. The record is from RefSeq and is a predicted model, not a curated record. The transcript has 4 exons. NCBI's taxonomy places the organism in Eukaryota, Metazoa, Chordata, Actinopteri, Cyprinodontiformes, Cyprinodontidae.
UGGAGGCGCCUUUGAUGGGCUAAGAGGUUCGUCCGCUGCUCGGCGCCGACUCAUAACAGUCUUUACGUCUGAGUUUUUCCCCUAAGAACCUAUUUUAUUCUUCGUAUUGGUGGUAAAAUAACACCGCGACGGUUCGGUCUGUGGAGCUAGCCGACGAUUACAAGAAACUUGAUGUGACCGCGCCGUGGCAGAACUCGCCCCGUCUACCUCCAAUCCUCGGUGCCUCACCCCAUGACUUCAGAUGACAGAUAAACCUUUGAGGGGAGACCCCAUCCUCACCCUGGAUCCCCCUCUUCCUGCGGACCCCUGACGGCGCACAGAGCUUUCCUCGCCUUCCUAGAGUCUCUGCAGCGUUUUCAACCCCUCCACGUGGAGGUGGACCUCUCCUACAUCUGCUGUUCCAAAGAUCUCCCCCCCCCAUCCCCUUUUUUAUUUUAUUUUAUUUUAUUUUUCUCCUGGUUGGUUGGAGUCCGGUUCUGCCGGCCGUGUGAGUUUUCAAAGCUGGGGCGCGAUUCAUGGGAUGCAACCAUGUCGGGUCUCAAUGAGCGCAGGCCGGUCAACACGGACUACGCUGUCUCCCUGCUGGAGCAGCUCAAGUUCUUUUAUGAACAGAAGUUACUGACGGAUGUGGUGCUGCUGGUGGAGGACACGGAGUUCCCGUGUCACAAGAUGGUCCUGGCUGCGUGUAGCUCCUAUUUCAGGGCGAUGUUCAUGAGCGGCCUCAGCGAGAGCAAGCAGACACACGUCCACCUGAGGAACGUGGACCCCGCCACUCUGAAGAUCAUCAUCGCCUACGCCUACACAGGCCACCUGGCCAUCAGCGACAGCACGGUGGAGCCGCUCUACGAGACCGCCUGCUUCUUACAGGUUGAAGACGUCUUGCUGCAGUGCAGAGACUACCUGGUGAAGAAGAUCAGCGCUGAAAACUGCGUCCGCAUGAUGAGCAUCGGCGACCUCUUCAGCUGCAGCGAGUUAAAGCAGAGCGCCAAGCGUAUGGUGGAGCACAAGUUCCCCAGGGUUUACCGACAGGAAGCCUUCCUGCAGCUCUCCCACGAGCUCCUCAUAGACAUCCUGAGCAGCGACAACCUCAACGUGGAGAAGGAGGAGACGGUGCGUGAGGCGGCCAUGCUGUGGCUGGAAUACAACAUGGAGGCGCGCUCCCAGCACCUGUCCUCUGUGCUGAGUCAGAUCCGCAUCGACGCGUUGUCGGAGGUGACGCAGCGCGCCUGGUUCCAGGGUCUUCCGCCCAACGACAAGUCCGUGGUGGUGCAGGGCCUCUACAAGUCCAUGCCCAAGUUCUUCAAGCCUCGUUUAGGCAUGACCAAAGAGGAGAUGCUGAUCUUCAUGGAGGCCAUGUCGGAGAACCAAGGCGAUGUCUACGUCAUGCAGAUGUCUGUGCCGACCAUAGUGUGUUACAGCCCACAGGCCGAGAAGGUGUACAAGCUGUGCAACCCCCCCGGAGACCUGCAGAAGGUGGGGACCCUCGUUACCCCGGACAACGACGUCUACAUUGCCGGCGGCCAGAUCCCGCUCAAAAACUCGAUCGCCAACCACGGCAGGAGCGGGAAGCUACAGGCCGUGUUCCGCUCGGUCGAUAGCUUCUUCUGGUUCGACGCGCAGCAGAACGCCUGGGUGCCCAAAACGCCCAUGCUGUGCGCCCGCAUCAAGCCGUCGCUGGUCUACUGCGACGGCUACAUCUAUGCAAUCGGCGGCGACAACGUGGGAGGAGAGCUGAGCAGGCGCACGGUGGAGCGCUAUGACUGCGAAAAGGACGAGUGGACCAUGAUGAGCCCGUUGCCCUUCGCCUGGAACUGGAGCACCUCGGUGGUGGCUCACGACUGCAUCUACGUGAUGACCCACGACCUGAUGUACUGCUACUUCCCCCGGGCCGACACCUGGGUGGAGAUGGCCAUGCGCAAGACGAGCCGCUGCUUCGCCUCGGCCGCCGCCUUCGGAGACCUCAUCUUCUACAUCGGCGGCCUCCACGUGGUCAGCAACUCCGGCAUCCGCAUGCCGACCAGCACCAUCGACGGCUCCUCCCUCACCGUGGAGAUCUACGACGUCAACAAAAACGAGUGGCGCUUGGCGGCGAACAUCCCGGCCAAGCGCUACUCGGAUCCAUGCGUGCGGGCCGUGGUGCUGCUCAACUCGCUCUGCAUCUUCAUGAGAGAGACCGGCAUGAACGAGCGCGCCAAGUACGCCAUCUACCAGUACGACAUGGAGCUGGACCGCUGGUUCCUGCGCCAGCCCGUGUCCGAGCGGGUCCUCUGGGACCUGGGGAAGGACUUCCGCUGCGCCGUCGGCAAACUGUACCCCUCCUGUUUGGAGGAAUCUCCAUGGAAACCCCCAACAUACCUCUUCUCCCCCGACGGAGGCGAGGCAUUCGACAUUGACGGGGAGCUGAUGACCCUCCCCCACGUAUAGCUCCUAUCUCCCCCCCUCCACAACGUUGCUGAAGCGUGAACAUGAUGGGAGGGGGGGGUGGCUACUGUAGCGUCUAAAGGGUCUGACGCGAGUUCUGGAGAGGGAUCGCCGGACUCGAGGCUCGUACCGUCGAAACAAGCUUUGAGCGAAUCGAUGCCCCUCGGGGGAGGAAAAAAAAAAACCCGCGACCCGUUUUCCUUUUGGUUCUGUUUUAUUAUGUCAGUGGUGACAUCUGUUAGAUUUUUCUGUUGGUCAUACUGUUUCUACAAUGUGAUAAUCUCAAACUAAUUUGAUGGCGAGGAGGAGGAUGAUGCACUUAACAGGUAAACCUUUAGGUUAACGACGAUGGAAACUGAACCAAAAUCUCUCCUCUGGAAGGAAAUACUCCACAGAAAAUCAAAGAUUACAAAUCUGGAUAGAAAAUGAAAUGCUUUUAAGAGCUUCUCUUUUGAAAGACUUGAGUUUUGAUAAAUAUUUAUACAGCUUUAAUAAAGUAAAGGGAUAAAAGAGAAGCAGUUGGGCUAAAGUUUUUUUUUUGUUUUGUUUUUUUUGGCUCUGGGUCGGUUCACUCCAUUUAUUCCAAUCUGCAUUUUGGCGUCUCAUUUAAAAGAUUCAUGGUUCAUUUUUUAAUGAAUUAUGUUAAAUAUCAAAUGCAUAAAGGAGGAAAACUGCUUUAGGUUCUCUUAUAAAGUAUAUGUCUAUCAUCCAUCUGAAAAUAAGGGAGUUUAUGCAUCAAUAUUCUCUCCGUAGCUUUGAUUUAUCAGCUGACUGAAACAAUUCAGUCCCUGCCAACUCCCAUUUUAUACCAUCAAUAUCAACCUCAUUUUCUUUCUGUAGGUUAAUCUGAACCACAGAAAGAUUAAAACUACCGUAUUCAUCCCCAGAGGGAAGAAAAGUCAAGACGUCAAACAGGAUCUAAAAAUUUUCUCGUGGGUUGAUUAUAGUCCAGUUAUCGGUAGCAUCACAGCUUUUAUGUCUCAACAUCAAUCGGCACUAAACAAAAAACUAAAAUGUGUGAACCGGUGUGAUCCCCAUCAUUCAUGAAAAGGAUGACGGAUCAUGACCCACAUGGCCGUACCUGGAGCAUGAGCAGAUUAUUGCAAAACACGUCCGCUGCCAUUUCAUCCACCUGUUUUCCACACUUUUAAUCAUUUCAUACCCAACUUGUUCUAUGGUUUUAGUCAGUUUUUUUAUAGAUCAGUGGUCUUAAAGUGUUAAAGUUCCAUUGAUGGGUGGAUUUAAUGUUUUAUUUGGGGUCGAAUCUCAUGAAACACCUCCUGACCAAUCAUGCUGACUCCAAUCAAACUCCUGUUGAUUGGUGUUUCAUUUUAGAAAUAUUUCAAAUAGUUGGUCGACAGAUUACAAACUGACCUAAAGCCGACCUAAAACGUCCUUCUAAAUGGAUCGA